AUGCCGACUUUUCGCCUCAAAACCGUUUUCCCCCUCAUUGCACUGCUCUCAAUAGGGCUCUUUUUCUGGUGCAUUGAGCGCUAUGAUCGCGAAGCUCUCACGCGAUUCAAACACCCUGUCGAUCGAGUGACAACAGGUGCGCCGCAGAUCCAGCUCCAGCCUACGCCGUCCGUCGCGAAGCAAUGUGACGCGGACCCGAACAUCAUGCCUCCUUUGCCCUUCAACGAGUGGCUUCUCCGCAAGAACUAUACCCGUGCCUACUUCCGACCCAACUUCCAGCCUCCUAAGACCGAGUUCAAGUCCCUCGAGGAAAUCAACACUCCUGUCCUCCCCCCCAUGACAGUCCUUGAACGUGGUAUGGUCAUCUCUCCGUCUAAUAAAGAGGAUGGCCUGCCCUGCCCCUCAAUCAUCGACGUGGAUGUUGCCGCCGAUCACGAUAUUGACGAGACGGAUAAGCUGCUGUUUGGUUUGGCCACAUCUGCGGACCGCUUGGACCGUCUGCUUCCUUCUCUGCUCUACUCCUAUGGAAACACCAAGGCCGGCAUCAUUGUUUUGGUUCCCAACUCCGAGGACGACAUUGCGAAGCAGGAGACCUACUUCCGCAACCGAGGUCUUGAUCUGACGCUCAUCAAAUCCCCUCUGGAAUUCACUGCUCGUUACUUCGGCCUUGUCAAGGCGUUCUCCGAGGUUAUCCGCACUAAGCGCCCUCAAACAAAGUGGGUCAGCUUUAUUGACGACGACACUUUCUUCCUCUCGCUACCGACCAUCGCCCACGAAUUGAAUCUGUUCGAUGUCAACAAGAAGCACUACAUUGGUGCUCUGUCUGAGGCCAGCUGGCAGGUUGACACUUUCGGCCACAUUGCUUUCGGAGGAGCUGGAGUUUUCGUGUCCAAGCCUUUGCUAGACACACUUGACCAUUACUACGAUGAAUGCCAGUCCUGGGGUGAACAGCCUGGUGACCAGAAGCUUGGCCAGUGUAUCCAGCGAUUCGGUGACACUCCUCUGACCCUCUGGCCAUCGCUGUACCAGAUGGACAUGAAGGGAGAGGUUGAUGGUGUCUACGAAUCCGGUCGCAAGAUCGAGUCUCUCCACCACUGGAACAGCUGGUACACUAAGGAUGUCGUGAAGAUGACUUCCGCUUCUGCUGCUGCCGGCCGCCGCUCUGUCCUUCGUCGCUGGGUCUUCGACCAGGAAGAAAUCGUCAACAACGCUACCGGGAAAACUAUCCGAACAUUCUGGGUUUUCACCAACGGGUACUCGCUUGUUAAGUACACCUACGACGAGAAUACUCCUGAUGACGCUAUCAACUUCGACCACGCGGAGAAGACAUGGGAGGAAGACCCUCGCGGUUACGAAGCCCGCCUUGGACCUCUUCGUCCUCGGGAUCAGGAGGGAGUUACCAAGGACAGGUGGCUCCUGCGGGAAUCCUACGUCGUUGGUGACAAUGUCCAUCAAUGGUAUGUGCGUGAAGAAGAUGAGGGCCACAGUGUGAUCGAAAUCGUCUGGCUCGGCCCCAAGGGUGGCGGUGGUGCUGGUAUCAGGGAUUUCGCUGUCAACAUCCACUAA
This is a messenger RNA of Aspergillus mulundensis, 1566 nucleotides long. RefSeq names its product glycosyltransferase family 31 protein (gene gfsA). The transcript has a single exon. NCBI's taxonomy places the organism in Eukaryota, Fungi, Ascomycota, Eurotiomycetes, Eurotiales, Aspergillaceae. The record is from RefSeq and is a predicted model, not a curated record. The coding region runs from base 1 to 1566 and encodes 521 amino acids. Gene Ontology annotation, molecular function: acetylglucosaminyltransferase activity.